AUGGUGAUGGAGCGGCUGGCGGACUUCGUCAGCAAGUCCUUGGAAGGUGGUGAAGCACCUGCUCCUCGGGACGUGGACUACGAUGAUGGGGACGAGGAGGUGGAUAUCACUGCUCUUGAAGAGAAAGCGCCGCCGGCAAAGAGACCGAGAAAUUGGCUAGUGUCACCCCUUCCCGCACAGCAUUAUAAACGGGAGGAAGAUGAUGAUGAUAACAAGCACGAUAUUACAGAGAAAUCAAACUGUGGAGUUGGAAAUGUCGGUGGUAAACAAAGACGGUCCCGCACAAACUUCACACUAGAACAAUUGGGCGAGUUGGAGAGACUGUUCGAUGAAACGCACUAUCCUGAUGCUUUCAUGAGAGAAGAACUCAGCCAAAGGCUAGGGCUGAGCGAAGCCCGCGUUCAGGUGUGGUUCCAAAACCGAAGAGCGAAAUGCCGUAAACACGAAAGUCAAAUGCACAAAGGUCUACUAGUCAGUGGAAGUGGCACUCCACUCGAGCCAUGCCGCGUGGCGCCUUACGUAGCUGUACCGCGGCUGGGAUCCGUCCCCGGUGGACAAAGACCGCCACCGCCUCCGAUACAACUCGCACCGCACCCUUCACCCACGGCUUUCGCGCCAUUCGAUUCAGCUCUUUUAUCAGCUGCAGCACAUCAGUAUGCAACUGCAGCAGCAGCAGCAGCCGCCGCAGCAUUGUGUCCGCCAUACGCAGGAUUUGCAGCGCUUGCAGCGCGAUGUAGAUCCUCCUCAAUCGCUGACCUGCGUCUUAAGGCAAGGCGACACGCGGCCGCACUCGCUGCUGCUCGUGGUUCCACACCACCACCUUCAACCCCAACGCCCGCUGCUGCUCAGUCUCCCGCUGAUACAUAGCCCACAGCUUGUAGCUGAAGAUACAACUAAAUAAAAGGAAUGAGCGGUGCCCUGUUCAUCAUUUUUCAGUUAAUAUAAAUUUUACCGUUCCAAGUGGAUACAAAUACAAUUUUAAAUUUCUAUUACUUCGAAGGGGUGUGUUAAAAAAGUAUUUUUAAAAUAUGUCAUAUGCGUAACAAUAAGCAUUAUUUAAAUAAGAAUUACGUAUAGUUAUCAUAAGGUAAGAAUAUAAUUCCCUAUUAAGAUUGAAUCCUAAAGAUAAGAAUAUUCUGUAAAUAUGUUUCAAACAUCUUCAUUGGUCUGAAUUUCUCGUUCCUUGUAGAUAUUAGUUUGAGCGAAUGACCAAAACAUUUAAAAACACUAAUAAUUGUAAAUGAAUAUAAUCUGUGAUAAGUGUCAGAAUGUAAAAACGGGACGUGAUAUGAGAUAUCCCAAUACUUAGGUUACUUCCUAAUUAAUAUUUAUACUCUACUAAUUCUGACUAUAUAAUGAGUUUUGUAAAUAAUAUGUACUUAAAACAGACUUGUGAUUGUAAUGAUUGCUUUCAACUAUGUAAGUUUAUAUUAAAUUAUAAGAUCAUUGAGCGUUUAAAUAAAAUACCAUAUCCAAUUGGCAAAUACAGACUAUUUUUCAUUAUUAUGGCGAGUUGAUAGUUGAAGUGGUGAAUUAUUUGAAGUGAUUGUUCGAAUCGAU
This is a messenger RNA of Pieris napi, 1560 nucleotides long. RefSeq names its product short stature homeobox protein 2-like. The record is from RefSeq and is a predicted model, not a curated record. Gene Ontology annotation, biological process: regulation of transcription by RNA polymerase II. Gene Ontology annotation, molecular function: DNA-binding transcription factor activity, RNA polymerase II-specific; sequence-specific double-stranded DNA binding. The transcript is spliced from 5 exons. The coding region runs from base 1 to 867 and encodes 288 amino acids. NCBI's taxonomy places the organism in Eukaryota, Metazoa, Arthropoda, Insecta, Lepidoptera, Pieridae. Gene Ontology annotation, cellular component: nucleus.